AUGGAAUUGAGUCGUCAAGUGCUCUCCACGGGGUGGAGCUUUCGGGAUCGCGAUGGCGAGGAGUGGAUGCCUGUAAAGGCGGUACCUUCGGUGGUACAACAGGAUCUCAUGAACAACAACAAGUUAGAUGAUCCAUUCAUUGGAUUUAACGAGUUGAAAGCGCGCUGGGUGAAUGAAAAAUCAUGGGUAUAUCGCAAUACCUUCAAACGUCCCCAAGUGCCCGAGGGAUGCUCAAUUGAUUUGGUUUUCGAUGGCCUCGACACUUUUGCCACUGUCAAAUUGGAUGGAAAUGUCAUUCUGCAGAGUGACAACAUGUUCCUCGGUCAUCGUGUCAAUGUGACCGAGGCAUUGGAGGCAGAAGGUGACCACGUGCUAGAGAUCGAGUUCGACUGUGCGCUUCAAAGGGCCCGCGAAAUUAAAGCCGAGCAUCCGGAUCACAUUUGGGUUGGGUUUAAUGGCGACACAUCACGGCUUGCUGUGCGCAAAGCUCAGUAUCACUGGGGCUGGGACUGGGGCCCCGUCUUGAUGACUGCGGGCAUCUGGCGACCCAUCGUCCUCGAGGUAUACACAGCUCGGGUGGUUGACUUAUGGGCUCAGACCCAGCUGGCUGCUGAUCAUCAGUCGGCCGGGAUCACCGCCGUCGCCAAAUUCGACAACGCCUCAGGUGGUGACUUUACCGCCCGGUUCAGCCUGAGCCUGAACGGCAACGAGAUUGCUGCUGAGGAGGUCCCCGUAUCGUCGGAGAAUCAGGCCAAGAUGACAGUGAAGGUGGACAAUCCCAAACUGUGGUGGCCCCACGGAUAUGGGGAGCAGACUCUGUACAAGAUCUCUGUCUCGCUACGCCCCCGCAAUACGCAGGUCGCAGAGAGCUCAAAAAACUUCGGCAUCCGAACGGCCGAGGUCAUUCAACAACCCGACAAGCAUGGAAAAUCAUUUUAUUUCCGCAUCAAUGGAAUGGACAUUUUCUGUGGUGGCUCCUGCUGGAUCCCCACAGACAGUCUCUUGACCAAUGUCUCGGCUGAUCGGUACCGAAAGUGGAUUCAGUUGAUGGUGGAAGGCCGGCAGAUUAUGAUCAGGGUAUGGGGUGGUGGUAUCUAUGAAGACGCCGCUUUCUACGAAGCCUGCGACGAACUGGGUGUGCUGGUCUGGCAAGACUUUAUGUUUGGAUGCGGAAAUUACCCCACAUGGCCCUCACUACUCGAGUCGAUCCGUGAAGAAGCCAUAUACAAUGUGCAGAGACUCCGACACCACCCUUCCAUUGUGAUCUGGGUUGGCAAUAAUGAAGACUAUCAAGUGCAGGAAUCGGAGGGGUUGACUUACAAUUAUGAAGACAAGGACCCCGAGAGCUGGCUCAAAACGAAUUUCCCUGCUCGAUACAUCUACGAAAAGCUGUUGCCCGAGGUGGUCGCUGAAAAUUCACCUAGCACUUUCUACCACCCUGGCAGCCCCUGGGGCGAUGGAAAGAAAUCCUCCGAUACUACAGUUGGUGACAUGCACCAAUGGAAUGUCUGGCAUGGUACCCAGGAGAAGUAUCAAAUUUUCGACACCCUCGGCGGAAGAUUCAACAGUGAAUUUGGCAUGGAAGCGUUCCCUCAUCUGUCCACUAUUGAAUACUUUGUCGAAGAUCCCAAAGAUUUGUUCCCUCAAUCUCAUGUGAUCGACUUCCACAACAAGGCAGACGGACAUGAGAGGCGGCUUGCCACUUACUUGGUGGAGAACCUGCGGACGGCGACUGACCUCGAGACAUACAUCUACCUCACACAAGUCGUUCAAGCUGAGACCAUGAUGUUCGGCUACAGAGGAUGGCGUCGACAAUGGGGUGACGAGCGACACUGUGGUGGAGCUCUCCUGUGGCAGCUGAACGAUUGUUGGCCCACCAUUUCCUGGGCGAUUGCCGAUUACUUUUUGAACCCCAAGCCCGCCUAUUACGCCGUCAAGCGCGUCCUGAACCCAAUCGCCGUGGGUGUUCGUCGCGAACACCACGACUGGAGUGUCGCUCAUGCCCAACCCCCUCGCACUAGCAAAUACGAGCUCUGGGUUUCAAGCAACAACCCCGAAGCGGUCCGCGGUAGCAUUGAGCUUCGCUUCCUGUCUGUCAACACAGGCCGCGACAUUCGAACCCCGAUCCUCCGCGAGGACAUCGUUCUCACGGCUAAUGGUACCACAAACAUCAUCACAGACGGCCUGCUCGACCAUAUUGCCGAACCUGAACCUCACGUCCUCGCUGCUCGCCUGUGGGUAGACCACAAAGUUGUCGCGCGAGACGUCGACUGGCCUCAACCAUUCAAGUAUCUCAAUCUUUCUGAUCGCGGUCUUGAGGUGCAACUAAAGCGCUCUUCUCCUGAAAAAGCCACAUUGAUUGUUAACUCGCGCAAGCCAGUGAAGUGUCUUGUAAUUGAAGAGCAGGAAGGAGUUAGGAUAAGCGAUAACGCCAUCGACAUUGUGCCGGGAGACGAACAAGUGAUUGAGGUGACCGGACUAGGUGAUAAGUCUUUGAAGUUCCGUUAUUUGGGCCAGGAAUGCGUGGAGCUGGUUCAAUGA
This is a messenger RNA of Penicillium oxalicum, 2541 nucleotides long. RefSeq names its product beta-mannosidase. The record is from RefSeq and is a predicted model, not a curated record. The coding region runs from base 1 to 2541 and encodes 846 amino acids. Gene Ontology annotation, biological process: carbohydrate metabolic process; glycoprotein catabolic process. The transcript is spliced from 5 exons. NCBI's taxonomy places the organism in Eukaryota, Fungi, Ascomycota, Eurotiomycetes, Eurotiales, Aspergillaceae. Gene Ontology annotation, molecular function: beta-mannosidase activity.